Molecule: messenger RNA, 225 nt
Organism: Sporothrix schenckii 1099-18
Lineage: Eukaryota; Fungi; Ascomycota; Sordariomycetes; Ophiostomatales; Ophiostomataceae
Exons: 2
Coding region: 1-225 (74 amino acids)
Source: RefSeq, a predicted model, not a curated record
AUGCGAGAGGGCGCCAACGCGGACUCUGGAGAGCACAAGACAGUUUAUAUCAUGCCGUACCGUCUGGCAUUGGCGCCUAAGUUGCCCAAUCUGGUCAAAAAGACCGACGCGGCAGGCCUGCGUCGACACGCAAGUCGUAUGUUGGGAGCUAUCAUGAGUCCUGAGUGGAGGUGGAACGGAGCAUGCUGCAUCGAUGCGCUGUCGUGCGGCAAAGAGCAGAGAUAG